AUGGCCGCAGAAGCUGGCGUGGCAGCUGCCGGUGCGGCUGCUGUGGGGUUUGGCCUGUUCGAUUACAAUCGUGCCAACUACUUGUACGAUGCAGAGUUCCGAUUCGAGAGGUUCAGCGCCGGACGAGAAUAUGCUGUGGAGCAGUCUAACCAGUUCCGUAAUGACUUGAGAACUCUGUCGGCUUUGACGAUGGUGAAGAACAACCAAUAUGCCGGCUUGGCUGCUUUGGACAUGGCGCUCUGCAUUGCGCUCUACUGUGCUGGCCGUCUGGGUUUGCACGGACCUUCUCCUCCCGGUUGGAUCAUGGCGCUUUGGAUCACGACGAAUGCAGCUUCUUUCGCUUUCAUGGCUUUGGCGAUCCUGCUGGCGCUGCAUGCCUCUUAUCGUGCGCAGGCUGCCUCGGUGAACUUGCUUACUCGCAAGACCAGGGUGCCAGUCCCUUCCAUGCGGCAACUUGACAAGGCGCGACGAUUCAGCUCGGAAUUUGAGCAGCAGCAGUGGAGUGACAUCUUGCGUGUGCCGUACCUCGCAAAUCCUGGUGUGCCGAAAACGGACGCCUCAAAGGCCAAGUCGCAAUGCUGUCUGAUGCUGUCCGAUGCUGUCCGAACAUUGGUGGUUGUCUUGAGGUUCACAGUGCUCAUGCUGAGUCCCUGUCAGUUGCACGCAGCAAAUGCGCCUUCCCAUGUCGCCGGCUCCACCACUCCAUUUGCAGAAUUGAAGCACAAGCCGCUGACCCAUACCGUGCAUGCGGGCAGGGCGCGUGCCAUCAACUUGGCUGCUGGUGCAGCGGCUCUGCCACUGGAGGUCCUCGAGCGGGCAAGCGCCGAGUUCGUGGAGACGGACCACAGCGGCAUGAGUGUUGCUGAAAUGGGCUAUCGCACCAAGCCGUUCCAUCACAUCAUGGAGCGCGCCGAGAACUCUUUCAGGGAGCUUCUGAACAUUCCUGACACUCAUGAGGUGCACUUCUUCAACGGUGGUGCGACCCUCCAGUUCUCUGCCAUCCCUCUCAACCUGUUAGGUGGUCGGAAUGAGGGCAAGGCGGCGAACUACUUGAUGAGUGGACAUUGGAGUGAAAAGGCCAGCAAUGAAGCACGACUCUUUGGCGAGGUCAAGGAUGUGGCAGAGGAUCCGAAAGGACUCUACUUCGACAUUCCGGAUAGUACUUCCUGGAACUUCGAUAAGGAAGCAGCGUACUUCCACUAUACAUCGGCUGACACGCGACAGGGCCUCGAAAUCAGAAACUUCGAUUUCGACGCUGUACCAGCAGGCAUGCCUGUUUGCUGCGAUGCAUCGGCGAAUCUGGGCAGUGCACCGGUUGACGUCUCCAAGUAUGGAGUUCUUUAUGCGGCUUCGCACAAAAACUUUUCAACGGCAGGAGUGUGUUACAGCAUCAUCAGACGAGAUCUGAUCAGCGAGGAAACUCAGAUGAAGGCCAUCCCCACUAUGUGCAAUUGGGUCAAGUUUCAGCAGGCCCCGAACAAAAUCUACAAUGUGCCAGUGCUUGUGUCCAUAUGGAUUGGUGCACUAAACACGGAGUGGAUGAUUGAGCGUGGCGGAGUUGCUGCGUUCGAAGAACUUGCAAUCCAGCGCUCUCGGCUUCUGUAUGAUCUGAUUGACAACUCCAACGGCUUUUACAGAACCUUCGUGGACAGUGAGGCUUUCAGAUCUCGCAUGCAAGUUGUGUUCACGAUUGGAAGCGGAGCUGGCACUGACCAUGAGUUGGUGGAGAAGUUUCUGCAAAGGGCAAAUGACGAGCUGGGCUGGUUGGAUAUUCGCUCCCACCCUUUGGGAACACCGUCCGAUGCCAUUCGGGUGACCAUGUACAACCACCAAACGCUUGAGACGAUCAAGGUGGUGCGCGAGUUCAUGCACGUGUUUCAGCAAGAGAAUGCCUCCAGCAGCUACAGAUCCUUCCUCGCACAGCAGGGGAUUUAUUUGUUCAAGUCCGUCACGGUCUCCGUGGCUCUCGAGCACACCUUUGCAAGUGGUUCUGAAGACCCGUUGCGCAGCCUUGAGUUUGGAAUGCCUGUGCCUCAGCUCGGUUUCGCCUGUCAGGACUGGCUCGGCUUUGCAUGCCUGCAUCUAGAAAGUUACACCAAAGAUCAACCUUCUCCAGUGUUCAACCGCAGGAGGGACAUGAUGUGUUUUUGCUUGAUGUGCUGUGGUGCCUACUUCUGCCUUCAGGAGUUCGAGACAGACCGGGCAGGUACUGUGACAGGUAUCGCAGAGGUAUCACGCAUCGUUCCAAGGUAUGACAUCUACGCUCGCGUGUGCAUGCUUCUGGGCUUCUCUGCCUUUGUGCAAUCUCUGGCCUUCUACGGCAAUGGCCACAUCAUUGUCGAACUGCGUGCCUUCUACGUGGCUCACGCGACUGCCUUCGUUCUUGAGGUCUUGCACGUCCUCCUCCUUCGCUUCGAUAUCAUUCAGGGUCGUGUGAAGUCUACGGAUCGCACUCCCGCGUGGUUUCUGUGGCUGGGUCCUGUCUCGGUGGCCUUUGCAACUAUUGGCAUGUCGCUGGACUUCAGACUCCAAUUCAACAUCGUUGCAAUUGUCUUCACCUGGAUCUGCAUCUUUGGUGCGUACAUCUGCCAGUUCUGCUACCAACUUCGCAUUCUGGAAGUGAUCCUGCCAGACGACGUUCGCAACCCGCUGAAGUUGGAGGAAAACAUCGGCGAUGCGUGGUGGCCUGCGUCGUGGCGCUGUCCUUCUGCCUUUGCGCACGUGCUCUACUUCGUAGCGCCGCCAAGCCGACUCCAACCAGGACAGUUCGAUCUGGUCCGGGAGGUCAAGAGCGGGGCACAGGACGAUGCCUUCGAAAGUGCCGGGGUUGCCGGAACGGAGUCCAAGCCAGUUGACACCAGUGAUGCUUCUGCCAAUCCAGGCAUGACUGCGGAGGAAAUAGCAGCCCAGGUGCAAUACCUUGACCGACUGUUUGACUACUUCAUGUCCGACCAAGUCCACAAUCAGAUGUCGGAGGCCAACAGACAGCGUGUGAAGGACCUCUUUUCGGAGUUCUCGGCUGCACGUCGCAAAGGUGCCGGCCCGGAGGCGGUGAGGACCUUCACCGAUUGCCUCAUCGCCCUGGAGGGGGUUCAAGCCACCGAGGGCUUCAGCAGAGAACCAGAUAUGGGCACGGACACGGGCUACACAUCAACCGGCAGCAUGGGCAGCUCAGGCAGUUCUGGCAGUGACGCAGAGGAGGAAGCGAUUAAAGGGUACACGUGGGAUGGCCGCCGUCUGUGGAAGCAAGAUGCAGCAGUACGCCUCUUCUCGAAGAAGGGAGACAUCGAACCGUGGCGUCUGAUCAAUGUGCUGCAGCUAGCCAUCUGCGGCGCGUGGGCCUUCCUGAUCCUCUGCAUGGUUGUGGACAUCUUCAUUGGAGAUCAGGGGCUUGUCACAGCGCCCCACUGGUCGCGACCUCCCAUGUCACGGCUGUCUUUGGAGCCCCACGAGCUGGGAACACCUUUGGGCUUUCCUUGGUAUGCAGGUGCCAAGCCAUGGAUUCCGGAGCAGAUGGCCUGGCAUGAGGAGAAGCGUGCCGCCAUGAGUGGCUUCAUCAGUGCCCCGCAUUCAGGCCAGGAGGAGGGCGGCGGCGGCCACUCCAACAUCCACAAGGGUGAGGCACGUCGCUUGGGCGAGCAUUUUCGUGCAUCUCCGGCUCGGAACGCUUUGCGCGACAUCUUGGAACUGUUGCCAGGUUCGGAGCCGGCUCGCGAGAUGCCGGUGCACACAGCGUGGCCUGGGUUCUUUGAGCCGCGCAUGUUAGCAUGCGGAGCACAUGGCAUUGCUGCUUUGUCACCUCGUGGUGUGGGUGCCUUCGUUCCGGCGGCUGUGGCUCGCCACCAUGGGUUCGAAGCUGCCCGUCGCUUCCGCCUUGCAGGGCUUACUCACUUGCCUCCCCUGCACUCUGCGGCUUUCCAUCCAGAAUCGCAGGAGCUGCUGGUUGUGACUCGCGGUGGGCAUGUUGCUUCGUGUCCUGACGCUGGAGCUUCACCGUGUACGACAUCCUUUGAUCGCCUUCCCGUCUCGGCUCUUCGUGCUGCUGCUGUUGCCUGGCUUCGUGAUGAGGCCUCCAACGAGCACCACUUCCAUGCUGCCUUCAUUGACGAGGCUUUGCCUGACCUGGUGGCCGUGUUCAAGCUGGUGCGGCACGGCCAGGCUGCAACUUGGCACCCGCUUGGGGAGUUUCCGACGCCUUUCUCCGACGAAGUGAAGGAGCCUCUGUCUGCCAAGGUCUCUUUGGCCUUUGCUCCUGGCGAAAUUGUGCUCACCACGGCUGCUGGAGCUGUCCAUCGUCGUCGCCUGCAGGAUGGUGCGCUUGUGGAAUCUUCGCACCGAUGGGGCGGCGCCUCCACUGUGGCGCAGUGGCAGGCGAUUGCGUUCAUGCGCUAG
This is a messenger RNA of Symbiodinium natans, 4392 nucleotides long. The record is from the annotation of a GenBank genome assembly. NCBI's taxonomy places the organism in Eukaryota, Dinophyceae, Suessiales, Symbiodiniaceae.